This is a messenger RNA of Calliphora vicina (urban bluebottle blowfly), 778 nucleotides long. RefSeq lists its product as uncharacterized. The transcript is spliced from 3 exons. Bases 47 to 703 code for a protein of 218 amino acids. NCBI's taxonomy places the organism in Eukaryota, Metazoa, Arthropoda, Insecta, Diptera, Calliphoridae. The record is from RefSeq and is a predicted model, not a curated record.
UAUUUUGUGUGUGGAUGUGUGUAGCUGUUUGCGUGUGUGUGUUACAAUGAACAACAAUUUAUUAUUCUCUGCGAUAUUGCUGCUGGUGUGGGUGACAUUUGAACAAUUGAGUUUUGUUGCCGCCGGCUUUGGUACAAGUGUUAAUUUAACCGAAUUUCGUACACAUCGUCAAAAACGCGGUUUAAUUUUCACAAAUGGUGGCACAAUAAAGUUGUCCGUAGGUCCCUCCAUGCCCGUACGCUUGGCUGAUCCCUUAGCAUGGCGUUCAUUGGUGUGUUCAUACACUCUGCAAGGCGGUCACUAUAAAAUACCUCCAGAACCGGUAUAUCCAUGGGACAAAUGGGAGGAUACUUUUGCAAGAUCUCUUAAUCAAAUGAGAUCAAAAUUUGAACGGUACGGUGAUUACGAACAGGAUGAGUCACGUGAAUUUCUGUACAUGGUGCUGGAGAAAUAUAUGACACGUAAUGAUAAUGAUGGCCAUCAGUGUCUACUGAGGGCAAUAUGUGAAAAUGCACAAGUUCAUGAGCAUGUAGGAGUAUUUGCCAAAGUCUUAGAUGUUGUAUUAACACCAGGAAUGGAACAGUUGGAUAACUCAUACAGAAUGGCAUUGCAGGCUGGCCGGCAUGGUGCUGAUUGUAUACAAUUAUUUAAUAAAUGUCCCAAAGGCUCUAGUCUACUGGAUCAAUAUAUUGAUGAACUUUAACGUUAAAGCUUAAAUGGCAACACACAAAUCUGAAAGAAACCAAAAAAAAAGAAAGAAAAAUAAUAAAAUUAUUCA